Molecule: messenger RNA, 312 nt
Organism: Camelina sativa (false flax)
Lineage: Eukaryota; Viridiplantae; Streptophyta; Magnoliopsida; Brassicales; Brassicaceae
Source: RefSeq, a predicted model, not a curated record
AUGAAACUAAUUCAAACUGAAUUGAUGUUUUUUUUGUUAAUCCUCAUCUCGGCUUUAGUAUUCCAACAAUCGAAAGCUCAGCAUAAUUAUUGUUCGAGAACCAACAUAGACCAGAUACCGGGAUGUUUCCAUGCGUUGCAAUUAGCAUACAAGAAAGAUUACAGUCAGCUAACAAGGGAUUGUUGUAGAGCAGUGUUCUCACUUCCUACUAGUUGCGUCGUGCUUAUCUAUCCUGGCAAAACUUAUCCUAUUACUACCUUCAGAUUUAUUUGUGUUUAUAAGGAUGAUGAUAUUCCACCAUCAAGUUUAUAA